Molecule: messenger RNA, 4786 nt
Organism: Oryzias melastigma (Indian medaka)
Lineage: Eukaryota; Metazoa; Chordata; Actinopteri; Beloniformes; Adrianichthyidae
Gene: hmbox1b
Product: homeobox containing 1 b
Exons: 10
Coding region: 516-2048 (510 amino acids)
Biological process (GO): positive regulation of DNA-templated transcription
Cellular component (GO): nucleus
Molecular function (GO): double-stranded telomeric DNA binding
Source: RefSeq, a predicted model, not a curated record
UUGUGUCUGUUUUAUUGUAUUUUUAUUUAUUAUUUUAGAUUUUUUUUUAAGUCCGACAGCUGGGUGGAACAGCUGUAACAGCUGUACAGUUAGGAAACUGUGGCCACAUUAAAAACUGCAUCGCCUUUUUGUGACAGCUGCAUAUCAGCUUUCUCAGGGAUUUGUAGUUCUUUGCAGCUGGAACGCCGCGGCGUGCGUCGCGCCCGACGAGGGAAUAAACUACAAUUCCCACUGAACCACUCGGAGGUGUUAGUUGUCAAUAUGGCUGUUGUCAGACAGACAAAGCGGAGAGGCAAAUAAUUCGCCUCUGAUUAGAAAUCCUUGGAAAAGGGUCGCGCAGGGCACUGUCAUCACAUUGCGCUAUUGUUCGGCUGCAAUAAACGUCUCCGCGGGCCUUUGCAUCAGUUUAGAAGUUAAAUGGUUACGUGGACGAUUUGAAGAGAGGAUUUCUUCCUGCUCCCCUCCUUCCCUCCCCCCUCCCCGCAUUUCCUGUUUCCUCUCUCCCAUCCAGCAGGAUGUCUGAGUUCUGCGAGGAGCCGCGCUUUACAAUCGAGCAGAUAGAUCUGCUGCAGCGGCUGCGGCGCAGCGGCAUGACCAAGCAGGAGAUCCUGCACGCGCUCGACACUUUGGACCGGCUGGACCGGGAGCACGGCGACAAGUUUGGCCAUCGCAACUCCUCUUCCUCUUCCUCCUCCUCCUAUGGAGUGGGCGUGACCAACAACUGCACCAACAACUCUGCCUCCAACACUGCUACCACAUCGUUCAACAAUAACACCACUGCCUCUGCAACCACCGCCACCUCCUCUGUUUCAUGCAAUGGCAACAACAACAACGACGGCGAAAGCGGCGUCGGCGAACACCCCACCGCCGCCGCUGCCUCCUCCUCCACCACAUCCAAAAUCUCCACUGCCACACAGACACAGUUCAAUAGUGGUGGGGGGCUCUCGCCCUCGCUUAGCAACAACUACGACACCUCCCCGCCUCCGGGGCCGCCGCCGCCCUCUGCCAUCUUGCCAUCGCCCAUGUCACUGUUGGCCCUGUCCCAGAACGGCCGCGACAGCCUUGCUGCUACACCCAACGGGAAGCUGUCCCCGCCACGGUAUCCAGUGAACAGUGCGGCGGCGACGCGAGCGUUUGGGUUCGAAGGCUCCGAGGAGGACAUGGACAUCGACGAUAAGGUGGAGGAGCUGAUGAGACGGGACAGCAGCCUGGUAAAGGAGGAGAUCAAAGCUUUCCUGGGCAACAGGAGGAUUUCCCAGGCUGUGGUGGCACAAGUGACCGGCAUCAGCCAGAGCAGGAUCUCUCACUGGCUGCUGCAGCACGGCUCGGACCUCAGCGAGCAGAAGAAGCGGGCCUUUUAUCGCUGGUACACGCUGGAGAAAACCACUCCAGGUGCCACUCUGAACAUGCGGCCAGCUCCUCUGCCCAUGGAGGAGAUGGAGUGGAGGCAAACUCCACCGCCCCUCACCACCACUCCCGGAACCUUCCGUCUGCGUCGGGGAAGCCGCUUCACCUGGAGGAAAGAGUGUCUGGCUGUGAUGGAGAGCUAUUUCAAUGACAACCAGUACCCAGAUGAGGCCAAAAGGGAGGAGAUAGCUAAUGCCUGCAAUGCUGUUAUUCAGAAACCAGGGAAGAAGCUGUCUGAUCUGGAGCGGGUCACCUCCCUAAAGGUUUACAACUGGUUCGCCAAUCGCCGCAAAGAGAUCAAGAGGCGGGCAAACAUUGAAGCCACAAUCCUGGAGAGUCAUGGCAUUGAUGUCCAGAGUCCUGGAGGGCACUCCAACAGUGACGACAUCGAUGGGAACGACUUCUCCGAGCAGGCUUGCGACCUGCCUUAUUUCGACAAGAGACCUCUGAGCCGACCUUUUAGCCUUUAUCGACUGGAGCCCACCUCGCCAACACAGGACGACAGCGCCGCGCACAGCGAGCAUCAGGACCCCAUCUCUCUCGCUGUGGAGAUGGCCGCGGUCAAUCACACCAUCCUGGCUCUGUCCAGAACCGGAGGCGUCCCCAACGAUAUCAAGACUGAGUCCCUGGAGGACGAGUGAAAUGGGGCAGAUGAAUCGGGCGGGGCAGACCAGGAUUAUCAAAGGUGGUUAAAUGGAUCAGGGGGGUGAAAGUAUUGUUACUUAGUAAACCUUGAAAUUCUGCUCCCUGUCCUGCCCAGCUGCUGCUGACUUUUGCCUCUCCCAGUGUCCAUGUAAACAGUAAUUGCACCUCACCCCCAUUUUACUCGAUAUAUUGACCCAGCUGGUGGAUUCCUCCAGACUCUGAUCUCUGUAAAAACCUUCUCCCUUCUUCCACCAAACAGUGGCUCCUGUUUGGGAGCAUCUCUCCUCAAAGGAUACCUCUUCUCUUCCCUUCCUCCUCCAGACUGAAGGUCUGAGCCGAACCUCAGUCUGCGUCACCUCGACCUCAGCUAAAUGACAUGUAAAUAGUCACAGACGGGGUGCAGUCACUCACCUGGCAGCAGCCUGUCUUCUUCUGAAAAACACCUCUUCAUAGUGCAAUUCAUCGGAAGAGCGCCCUCCAGCCUUCGUCUCGGGAACGUCGGGCGGAGAGCGCCGUCCUCAAGCAGGAACUGUCCAGUUAUUGUUCUCUUUAGUUUCAUUCCUUUGGAUGAAUCGGACUGAGGAUUUUUUUUAGUUGUUGUAAAGCUGCUUUUUUGGAUUCAAACCCAACUAUCGACCUCCUUCCAAAACUCAUCUGAAGAGAGAUGGCCUUAGCAUCACAGACUUAUUCCUUCUUUGCAGUACAAACAGCUUUUUCUUUUGCACGGUUUAACAAAAACGCACUUAUUAAUACGUUUGUUUCCAACAGUAGAUUUAGCUCUUCCAGGUUUUUACUCCAAACCGCGACUGAAUACACAUCUGAUAGGCCUUUGUGUUAACCGGAGUCCACGGGGAUCGGUUUUGGGUCAGUGCGGCAAAAAGAAAACAGACUUUCUAAGCUAUUUUAAAUGUCCCCCAUGCCAAAGGAAAAGAUGCUGAGAGUGCAUGGCGUUCAGUUGAAUCCAAAGCGAUGGUUCCUCGUGCUCAGAGCAGCCUCUGGAGACACUGUGUUUGAAACUACAGCGGGCCUGUCAGUGAGGGGAGGGAUCAGCAGGCACACAUGUAUUGACAGAAAAUCCUUAAAAGCUAUUUACCACUUCUGUGACGCCGCCUCUUCUAAAGCGGCUUCAUUUAUGUGCUGUUUUUUAAGGAAAGUAAACGGAAAUCCACACAGUAAAGGAUAGAAUAUUCCUGUAACAUUUCAUGUUAUUAGUUAUAACCUUAAAAGGUUACUAAAUAUAAUGUUUUUGCCUCAAAAGUAUCUCCAGUUUGCAAUUCAAUUUAGGAGUUUAAUGACUUCAAAAAUAUGACCUCCGUCCUGUGUACUUCUGAUAGUUAUCAGAAAAACAAAGCUAUUUAGAGCACACGUCGCUCCUGAACUGGUUUGAAAUCAUAUGCAAGAGAAACUAGAUCCGUUGGUAGCUUCAGGAAACAACUUUAGGCCCCUUAAAGACCCACUCUGAUCAUUUUUUAGAUCCAUUGUAAAAGCAUUCCUAGUGGUUUUAAUUAUGAUUAUGCAGUUGUUAGCCAAACAGUCAUUUUCUUAGGCAUAGUUUCUGACGAGUGGCUCUAGUUCAUAAAAAUUCAUCCGAGUUGUGGGCGGGAUUUGUGACAUAUUUUCUAUGUCACAAAUCUCUUUUUCAAACAUUUUCUUGUCUGCUCUUGAUUCUCAACUAUUCACUCAAUUUUGAAUUUAAUUUUCUUUUAUAAGUUCUCCACAAUGAGGAAAAAUGCCACAAGAACAGCUUAAAAGUCAUCAGUGUGGGCCUUUAAAGUCAAAACAAAAGGAUCAUGUUUGAAUGAAUCGUGCAUGUCGAUGCAACCAUCUCCCUGCAGCAGCACUGUAAGUGUUGAGGCCCUCAGAGGUUGACCUUCCAGACCAUGGACUCUGGUUCAGUGUACCUAGAUUUAACAGGACUGCUUCAGUAUGUGUGAGAAGCUGCAAUAUGACUCAGAACUGGUUAAAAAAAAAAGGAAUAGGUUUCAUGUAAAAAAAAAGAAAAGUAUUUAUGCUAAUUUUUUUAUAAUGUACAAAAAGGAAUGAUGUUUUUAAAAUAAGACGUGCUUUAUUGUUUUGUUCGUCAUGCCAUCCCUAAUUUGACUGAGGCACUAGUCCCUUACUGAGGAAUCUUGCUGUUCUAUCAAAGGAGAAUGAUGAUGCACCUUAUGAAAUUUAAUGUGUCACUGCUUAAAAAGCUUGAAAUGGAACCGUUUCUCCCAGAGCCUUCCACUGAAACGGCAACGAGGUGGUCCUAAUCCUGAACAUCAGGUUGGAGCAAAGAUUGAGUAAGAGUUUAAAAAAAAAAAAAAAAAAUCAGAACUUUUCUUUUAGAUUGUUUUAUAUUGGCAGAAUUUGCUACAUUUCCUCACCAAGAGAUACAAACUCAAAGGUACAUAUUUUCCAGUUUGCCGUUCCAGUGGGAGAGCUCCCUCCAAAGGGGGGUGUCCACAUAUCCUUCAGUGACGCGCCAUCCUCCUCAUUGUUGUAGCCCAGAAAGGCAGGACUGAAUACUGUUGUAUCCAUCUCCAGACUCGUUAUGUUUAAAUUACUGUAUUGCCCAUUUCAGAAUUUAGUGCCUUUUUUGGACAGUAGACUGUUUUGUAAUUAAGAUGUAGUAUAUAUACAUUUUUUGUACAGUUUCUUUGUUCAUUUUUUUAACUUGUGUUUAUUUUAGUAUUAUAUAAAUAUAUAUAAAUAUAUAAAAUGUACAAGAGAAUAAAGCUAUAUCAACAUA